GAUACAUACACCAAACAUUUUUUUGUGCUUUGUGAGGUUGAUUUAAAAAUGGCAUUAAAGCAGCUGACAUUAUUUGUGAUGUGUUCAUGGUUUGUCUGUAAAACUGAACAGGAAUUCUUCUCAUCAGUAGAUCAAGUUUCACAACUUUUUAAUGAAGAGGAAACCCUUCUGGACACCUUCAGUUUGUAUAUUGAUGCUGAAGAGGAAAACCUAAAGAAAAUGAAGAGUCUUCUUCUACUUCUUCAAUUGGGAUCAUUCUCCAACCCACAGAGCCCAGAGGAAACCACGAGAGACCCUGUGGCAGCUUUCAAAUUCCUCAAACGACUGAGACAUGAAUGGGUCAAUAUUGUCAAAUUCACUCAACAGAGUCUAUAUCAGGAGUUUCAGACACUACUAGAUUAUUCACUCAUCCCAGAGCUGGAGGAUAUAAACAGUGCUGCUUUAGGACUGAUCGGGCUGCAGGAGAUCUACAAACUCUACCCUCACAACAUAACAAAAGAAACACCUCUUAGUGCAGAUGAAGCCUACUAUAUUGGUCUGGUUGCUUAUGAAGAGGACAAAUUCCAGCAUGCCUUUCUCUGGUUUAUGCACAGUCUGGAAAGAUUGACAGAUUUCUCAUCGACUACUAAGAAUGAUUUGCUAAAAUUUCUUAGUUCCUCUGCCUAUCAGUUUGGCAACCUACCUGUGGCAAUUUACUUUGGCCAAAAGCUUCUAAAUCUGGAUCCAAGUAAUGAAGAAAUCAAAGUUCGAUUGGGCCUUUACAGACUCCUUCGUUUGCAGAGAACUUCAAACCCCGACAUUUUUACAUUGAACACACAGUCAAAUAACUCCUACGAGGCCCUGUGUAGAGGAGAGGUUGAUGAGAGGACCUCCAAGAGGCAGAGGGCGCUGUCCUGUAGGUACAGCACAGGUGGAGGAAACCCCAGACUGAUGUAUGCGCCAGUGAAAGAGGAAGAGUUGUGGGACGAGCCUAAAAUCAUCAGAUAUCAUGAUGUGAUCUCAGACACAGAGAUAGAGACGCUCAAGGAUAUCGCCAGACCUGAACUUACUAGGUCUCAGAUUGGAUUGGGAGAAAUUUCAGACAUUCGUACUUCUCAAAGUGUUUUUGUGGAUGAGGUUGGCACAGUUGCUCGUAUCAGUCAGAAGAUUGCAGACAUCACAGGACUGUCUGUGGAAUCAGCUGAAAGACUACAUGUUCAAAAUUAUGGGAUUGGUGGCAGAUAUUCGCCACAUUUUGAUGCAGGGGAUGAGGUGAAUGAAAGGACUGCUACAUUCCUUAUUUAUAUGAGUGAUGUGGAGGUAGGGGGCGCUACUGUGUUCCCUUAUGUUGGAGUUGCUGUCAAGCCGGAAAAGGGUUCCGCCGUGUUUUGGUACAACUUACACAAAAAUGGAGAGCUGGAUUUAAAAACAAAACACGCAGGAUGCCCAGUUUUAGUGGGAAACAAAUGGGUGGCUAAUAAAUGGAUCCAUGAGUUUGGACAGGAGUUCAGGAGACCCUGCUCUUUGUUACAAUGGGAAUGAAAGACACUAACUUUGAAGAAAUCAUUUGAGUAAUAUGAUUGUAAAAGUCAUAUUAUAUGAGCAUAUGUAGGCCUUUAAAUUAUGCAGCGUGCAAUAACUGUAACCAAAGUCAAGAGAAUGUGAAUGUUGUUUUUCCAUGUAUGUAUCAAGUAUUUUAGAUCUACGGUGUAUUAACGUUUACUGCAAUUUAGUUCUGUUUAAGUGCCAUGUUAAAUAAAAAUGCAAUAAGUUUCAGCGAGAUAUCAGUGUAAAAUAUCACAUUACAUGAAGUAAAUCAGUCCAACUAGUGAGUUAUUCCUGUAAAAUGAGGCACUGUGUAUUUUCUGCAGUUGUAUUUAAAGUGUAUGUUGCACAUUUCUUUUUCAGUAUGAUUAGGAAUGACGAUUUACAUGUUUUAUUGGUGUUGGGGUAUGUGUAGUAGCGUAAUGUAUUGUGCUUGUAAGCUAUAAUUUUUGAACAUGAAGUCACAAACAGGAUUUUUUUUUUUAACCUUACAAAAGUCUGUAAACAUACUCUACCCAAUGUAAAGUGCUUAUACACUUUUGUUAUUGUUAUAUUUUUAACCCAUGCUGUAUAUGUAAACUAGAAAUAUUAAGCUUUCAAGUAAUAAAUAGUUUGUUAUUAUUGCUUCAUGUUUAGACUACAAUAUUACAGUUUAAAAUUUAACUGUAACUGAUCCCAUGGGUUGUAUAGGGUGACAGUGAAUGUGCUUUAAUCAACCCAGGCUCAUUAGAAAUAUGUGCCCAGGAUAUGUGCCCAUUUUUUAGAACUGACAAAUAUGUAUUCUGGACUUCGUUGUCUUGAAGUUUUUGUUUUCAAAAAUCCUUAGAGGGAGCACUGUGUACAUUUUUUUACAAUGUCAAAUAAUUUCAUAUGUGCUAUUUCUCGUAAAUCCACCAGAGGCCACUGUGUACAUUUCUGUACAAUUUUAAGUCCUUCUCGUGUAUAUUUGUGAGAGAAGCCGGUGGGGUUGUUGUCAUGACUAAAAUAUCAACUUGAUAUCGAUUGAUCCACUCACCCUCUUCCCUAAACCCAACCGAUAGUGUUUUCAAAAGCAAACAAGAAGAGAAAAGCCAUUGCAACCAUGUACAAGCUUUUAACCCGACCUCACACUGCUUUUUGGGUUACGUUUUUCCUGGUUUCUGGAACAGUCCUUUGUCAGACUCAAACUUCUCUGCGUGCCAAGUGUAACGCUGUUCAAGGUGAGCUACCAUCAAAAGCCGUCCAUAAGGAGGUAUCAGUCAGCGGUAUUAUCCUGUAGCGUUUGUUUUACACUUAAGAUGCUACCAUAUGUACCCGCAAGCAAAUAAUUCUCGGUUCUCAAAAAUGUACACCAAGGUACAUUUUCUCAAUGAGCCUGUGUAGGUUUUAAUCUAUUAAUCUUCCUUAACAAGAAAAAAACUGUGGUAAAAUAUGUAUUCAAAAGUCUUAUACCUUUCCAACAAUUUAUAGUUUGUCAUGAUUGGAUUAGAAUUUCAUUGCAAAAAAAAGAGAUGAAAUAUUAACCACCCCAAUGGUGGGAUUUUCAUUUUUUUUAGGUGUUUAGGUGUAGGUGUGUACUGUAUUGCGCCUAUAAGCAGCAAGUCGCAAAUUGGAUUUUUUGUUUUGAUGAACCUCACAAAAGUUUGUAAACUUGUCUGUAUAAUUUCUGACGGUGACAGUGAAGGGUUUCAAUUAAUUGCUGUAUGUUCCUGUUUUAAGUUGAAGGAAAUAUCUGUAAAUUAUUAUAAUUAUAAAUAUCUGAAAAUUAUAACACAAACAGUAUGUUUUUCAUUUUUAAGUGACAUGCAGAGAAUAAGACAGCAAGUUGUUUCAUGAGACUAAACACAG
Messenger RNA from Danio aesculapii, 3351 nucleotides. RefSeq lists its product as uncharacterized. NCBI's taxonomy places the organism in Eukaryota, Metazoa, Chordata, Actinopteri, Cypriniformes, Danionidae. Bases 49 to 1521 code for a protein of 490 amino acids. Gene Ontology annotation, biological process: peptidyl-proline hydroxylation to 4-hydroxy-L-proline. The record is from RefSeq and is a predicted model, not a curated record. Gene Ontology annotation, molecular function: protein binding; procollagen-proline 4-dioxygenase activity; iron ion binding. Gene Ontology annotation, cellular component: endoplasmic reticulum. The transcript is spliced from 14 exons.